CCGGGCUGGCGGCGGCGGCCGGGCCGGCGCGCACUCUCGGGAUGGAGGGCGAGCGCCAGGCAUCUCGGAGGCGCUCCUCGGGCCUCUCGGCCGGGGGCGCCGACGGGGAGAGCCCGGGGGGCGGCGCCCCCUUCCCGGGCGGCAGCGGCUCCUCCGCGCUGCUGCAGGCUGAGGUGCUGGACCUGGACGAGGACGAGGACGACCUGGAGGUGUUCAGUAAGGAUGCCUCAUUGAUGGACAUGAACUCCUUCAGCCCUAUGAUGCCAACAUCUCCUUUAUCAAUGAUAAACCAAAUCAAGUUUGAAGAUGAGCCGGAUGUAAAGGAUCUCUUCAUCACAGUCGAUGAACCUGAAAGCCAUGUUACUACAAUUGAAACGUUCAUUACUUAUAGGAUUAUUACUAAGACAUCGCGUGGGGAAUUCGAUUCCAGUGAAUUUGAAGUGAGGAGGCGCUACCAAGAUUUCCUUUGGUUGAAGGGAAAGCUUGAAGAAGCUCACCCGACUCUCAUUAUCCCACCAUUGCCAGAAAAGUUUAUAGUGAAAGGAAUGGUGGAACGUUUUAAUGAGGACUUCAUUGAGACACGCAGGAAGGCUCUCCAUAAAUUUUUGAACCGUAUUGCUGAUCAUCCAACUUUGACAUUUAAUGAAGACUUCAAAGUUUUUCUCACUGCACAAGCUUGGGAACUCUCAUCUCAUAAGAAGCAAGGGCCUGGAUUGCUGAGCAGGAUGGGACAGACCGUCAGAGCUGUGGCAUCCUCCAUGAGAGGGGUGAAGAGCCGCCCAGAGGAGUUCAUGGAAAUGAAUACUUUUAUUGAGAUGUUUAGCCAGAAAGUAAAUUUGAUAGAUAAAAUAUCUCAGAGAAUUUACAAGGAAGAAAGAGAAUAUUUUGAUGAAAUGAAAGAAUAUGGCCCGAUUUAUAUUCUGUGGUCAGCCUCAGAAGACGAUCUGGUUGAUAUUCUGAAAGAUGUUUCCAGCUGUAUUGACAGAUGCUGCAAAGCCACUGAAAAACGGAUGGCUGGACUCUCCGAGGCCCUGCUUCCCGUGGUCCAUGAGUACGUGCUUUACAGCGAAAUGUUAAUGGGUGUUAUGAAAAGAAGAGACCAAAUACAAGCAGAACUGGAGUCCAGACUUGAAGCUUUGACCUAUAAAAAGGCAGAUACCGAUCUACUUACAGAGGAAAUUGGAAAACUUGAAGAUAAGGUGGAAUGUGCCAAUAAUGCCCUCAAAGCAGACUGGGAACGGUGGAAGCUGAACAUGCAAAAUGAUCUCAAGUCGGCGUUUACAGACGUGGCUGAGGAGAACAUCCACUAUUACGAACAGUGCCUUGCUACGUGGGAAUCAUUCCUUACAUCACACACCGACCUCCACUUGGAAGAAGUCUCUGAAGAGAAUCCUUAAUCCUAUGGAGGAGGACUUCCGUUUGAUCUUUGGGGACAGCAUCUAUCAACCAAAGCUACUCUCUCUAGGUCUGCCAUGUCCUUUAUGAAAUGGAUGGAGGGUGUUUUUUACUAUCUGGAAAACCAAUAACUUGAAAACUCAGGUAUUCCAGGUCAUUGAUAUAAAUUAAGAGAGAGAUAUAUAUCUAUGUAGAUAUAUAUCUAAAUUGAUAUACAGAUACAGAGAUUUAGCUUCAUUAUAAUUAUGUUCUUAAAUUUGUGUGCCAAUAAUUGCAUAUGGAAAUUUUUUUAAAUAUUUGACUGUGGAACAUGACAGUGUUGUAAAGACUCAGUUUUAAUAAAAAGUUUAAUAUG
Molecule: messenger RNA, 1750 nt
Organism: Otolemur garnettii (small-eared galago)
Lineage: Eukaryota; Metazoa; Chordata; Mammalia; Primates; Galagidae
Gene: SNX7
Product: sorting nexin 7
Exons: 9
Coding region: 42-1397 (451 amino acids)
Molecular function (GO): phosphatidylinositol binding
Source: RefSeq, a predicted model, not a curated record